Messenger RNA from Syngnathus acus (greater pipefish), 2972 nucleotides. RefSeq names its product toll-like receptor 5. Gene Ontology annotation, biological process: immune response; toll-like receptor signaling pathway; inflammatory response. Gene Ontology annotation, cellular component: membrane. The record is from RefSeq and is a predicted model, not a curated record. Bases 1 to 2745 code for a protein of 914 amino acids. Lineage: Eukaryota; Metazoa; Chordata; Actinopteri; Syngnathiformes; Syngnathidae. The transcript is spliced from 4 exons. Gene Ontology annotation, molecular function: protein binding; transmembrane signaling receptor activity.
AUGUACCCCGCUCAUUGUGCUUGGGUUGACAGUAGCUGCUUUGGCUCACGUUUAAUGUGCCCCACCAGGAUAAUGAACUGCGGGAAGUACAACUUGUGGACCCUGGCUCUUCAGCUGGUCUUCAUCUGUGUGAUUGUUCAGGUUGCCAAGUGUGACCCAUCUUGUAAAAUAUACGGCCCUGUAGCCGCUUGUCACAGACAGAAUCACCAAUGGGUGCCUGAUCUGCCUUCAAACAUCACCCACCUCUACUUGGAGAUGAACAGAAUCAGUGAGAUUAAUAGCACGUCACUCCAAAAUCUGGAGCAACUGCUAGAAUUGGAUCUUGGGAAGCAGAAUGCGACGCUCGUAAUAAGGAAUAACGCAUUCCUCAGACAGACACAGUUGGUUCACUUAGUUCUGGGUGAUAAUCUUGGCCUUCAAUUGGAGCCACGAGCAUUUGCGGGGAUGAUCAGUUUGAAAUACCUCUUCAUGGACCACUGCGAUUUGACAGACUCCAUAUUGGCGCAGAACUACUUUGAGCCGCUCCUGUCCUUACAAGUACUUAAUCUUUUCGGGAACUUACUCCGAAAAGUCACUCCUGGACUUUUCUUUCAAAAUCUCUCUAAUUUGGUAGAGAUUAACCUCAUGUUGAAUAAGAUUGAACAACUCUGUGAAGAAGAUCUCAUUGGUUUCAGAGGGAAGUACUUCACACACUUCAAUUUAGACUCCAAUCACUUGUACAAAAUGGCCGCUAUGGAUUUCGACUGGGGAAGAUGCGGAAACCCGUUUCGAGGAAUGGCUUUCAACAUUCUUGAUUUAUCAACCAGCGGGUUUAACGUUACCGCAACCCAACAAUUUCUUAAAGCGAUUCAGGGGACUCCCAUUGCUCAUCUCAUAUUCUCCGGCAUAUUAGGGAAAGGUUUUUCACACGACAAUAUACCAGAUCCAGACAGGCACACAUUUGAAGGUCUUGCAAACAGCGCAAUAAACAUUUUUGAUGUAUCUAAAAACCAAAUAUUUGCCUUACAGAGAGCCGUCUUCAGUUCUCUGACCGAUGCGAUAAUAAUUGAUGUGUCGCAAAACAAAAUCAAUCAAAUUACCAACCAAGCCUUCAGUGGUGUUCAGGGAAAUUUAAGAUUGCUCAACUUGUCGUUCAAUCUUCUAGGAGAAGUAGUUUCACACACGUUUAGCAGUCUGACAGAGCUUAGGGUUUUGGAUUUGUCUUUUAAUCACAUUGGAGCGCUGGGAUAUCAUGCUUUUGAAGGUCUUCCCAAAUUACGAGCAUUAUAUAUGACAGGAAACUCCCUGCGGACCUUAGGUUCCCCUGCAUCAUUGCCAAAUCUCGAAUUUCUUCUUCUGGGUGACAAUCGGUUGGUUAAUAUAUACGCGAUAGAUGAACUAAGCAUUAAUCCGAUUCACGUGGACGUGACCAAUAACCGAUUAACAAACCUUGAGGAUGUUUAUCUCAUUUUAAGUCAUUUCAAAAAUCUGCAGAAUUUCUUCUUUGGUGGUAAUUUCAUUAAGUGGUGCAUGCUUGGUCAGAACAUUUCAAUUCCUUUUAAUCAUAGCUUACAAGUGCUAGAUCUUCAUGAUAGCUCUCUGCAGUUGGUUUGGGCUGACGGGACAUGCCUUGAUGUUUUUGAUCAUCUUGAAAAUCUGCUCGGUCUAAAUUUAAGCUUCAACUCCCUCAAGAAUCUCCCAAAGGGCAUUUUCCAUGGUCUCAACUCAAUCAUUGAGCUUGACCUGUCUUCUAACGCCUUGACCUAUCUGGAGCCAGAUGUUUUACCCAACAGCCUUACAAACCUCGAUCUGUCCAACAACUUCUUGGCCUACCCAGAUCCAAUGACUUUUGAUUCCCUCCUCCUCCUCAGCCUUUCGGGAAAUCGAUUUUACUGCGACUGUCAACUCGAAACCUUCCUGAAGUGGAUGAAUGACACCAAUGUAACCUUCCUCAGUCUAGAGAAUUACCGAUGCGAGUUUCCGGCUGUUAACUAUGACCUUCCACUGCUCAACUACUCCCGGAUGGUGGAACCAUGUGAGGUGGAUGACGAUCUGGCGGUCCAAAAACUUAAAUUUGCGCUGUUUGUCUUCUCUACUCUUCUCAUUCUCACCACCAUACUUUGUGGGAUUGCUUACGCACGUCUUCGUGGAUAUAUUUAUAUCACUUACAAAAAAAUCGUCAGUCGAGUUCUCGAGGGGCCCAAAGCCCCGCCUCCUCUGCAGGACGCUCAGUAUGAUGUCUAUCUUUGCUUCAGCAACACAGACUUCAUGUGGGUAGAAGCUGCUUUACUGAAAAAACUGGACAAUAAGUUCUCGGAAGAGAACAUCCUGCACUGUUGUUUCGAGGCCAGAGACUUCCUGCCUGGUGAAGAUCACCUCUCCAACAUUAGAGAUGCCAUCUGGGGCAGUAGAAAGACUUUGUGUAUCGUCUCCAAAGAUUUCCUUAAAGAUGGCUGGUGCUUGGAGGCGUUUACCUUGGCUCAGGGCCGCAUGCUGACUGAGCUAAAAAAUGUUCUGAUUAUGCUGGUGGUCGGGAAGGUGGCUCACUACCAGCUGAUGAAGUACAAUGCAGUCCGAGCGUUCGUCCAGAGGAGAGAGUACCUGAUCUGGCCAGAGGACCCUCAGGACCUAGAGUGGUUUUAUGAGCGCCUGGUUUCCAACAUCCUCAAAGAGACUGAAGUGAAGAAAUUUGACGAGGAAGCGCCAAAGCCUGACAUUCCACCUGGAAAUGACAUUCAGCUUGAGAACAUUGAAGCACGGCUGUGACCUGUCAACAAGAACAUCUGAAUGAAAAAGCACUCCUGCUGUAGGGAUGUGAUGACAGCCUUUGUUAUCCACAAUAGUUAAAAGUAAGAAAACAGGUGUUACAAAGAAGCAGGAAUCAAUCAUUGAUUUUAUAGCAAUUCCAUUUUGACCGCAUUGUUAUAUAGCACAGGUGUCAAAGUCAAGGCCCAGGGGCCAGAUACGGCCCGCCACAUCAUUUUAUGUUUCCC